AUGCGCUUCCAAAGUCUCCUCGCCGCGGGCCCUGUCUUCAUGGCAACCGUCAUGGCCGCACCCCUCCCAACAGGCGACAACAGCAACAGCAGCAUCAGCAUCAACACCAACAGUAGCUCCUACAACUCGAAUGAAGCCAACAUUACCGGCACUCAGGGGAGUGAAGCCACUGUCACAGACUUGUACCAGCCAGAGGCCCGCGACGCGCCGCGCGUGUGGCAGCGUGAGAACUCAUCAACCAAAUUCAUCAUGCAAGCCGACGUUCGUUGGUGGAUAUCUGCUUCCGUUCGCGGCGAUGUCCCGUUUGUCGACGGUCGUCUCCCUCGGAGAUGUCGCCUCAGCCGGGACAGAUGUCCCUACGACUUGUCGGACCGGGUGUACCACUGCUCGAGAUUUGGUCGCUGUCUCCCCGUCUACGACCACUUCUGCCCAUCCAUCCAGUCGACGGUGUACCUGCGGGCGAUGAAGCCGUACUGCUCCCUGUUGGUAUUUUUGCCACUGGACGCAGUAUUCUUCUUCGUCGUCUCCACUGCUGCUGCCGGCAUGAGCUCCACGCCGCUCAACAUCCCAAUCUCGUCUUCGGUUGCCUCCUCCUGUGUCAUCCUUUUUCUCGUUCUGCUCUCGAAUUCGCCGAUGAAUCUGAGGCGACUGCUUUGGGAAAACCAAGUCUGGCCAGAGCUCAAGGAGGAUCUCGAGAGUGGAGGACGGAAAUGGGUGAUCGCCUUCAAGCACGAUAUUGAAGGCGAAAGGAAACUGCGCCUGAUCAUUGAUUUCGACCAGAACAACUACUGGAAUCUCGGUCCAUCCGGGAACUUCCGGCAAGUGUUCGGUCGAAACUGGUGGCAAUGA
Molecule: messenger RNA, 849 nt
Organism: Durotheca rogersii
Lineage: Eukaryota; Fungi; Ascomycota; Sordariomycetes; Xylariales; Xylariaceae
Exons: 4
Coding region: 1-849 (282 amino acids)
Molecular function (GO): palmitoyltransferase activity
Source: RefSeq, a predicted model, not a curated record